AUGAAAGAACAAGCAGAGAUUCCAGAUAUCAAUUUAUUAAAAGAUACCAUUUUUGAUUUGCCGAACAGUGUUAUUUUAAAAAUAAUAAAUAAUAGUAUAGAUCUAAAAAAUUAUAAAAUAAGAAAAGAAGCCCUUAACACUUUAAGCAAAUGUUUAUCUUUAUUUAUUUUGUAUAUAACUGAUGGAGCAUUAGAACAUUGUGAAAAUGAAAAAAGAUUUACAAUUUUUGUUCGAGACAUUUUAAAUUCCUUAAAUGAUUCAUUAUUUCUAGAUAUAUACGAUCAAUUAAAAACACAUGUAGCUAUACAAGAAGAAAAUAAUAAAAAAACUACUUCCAAUAAUAAUAGUGGUGCAAAUGCCACAAAUAAAGAUACAGAAGGUGAACAAAAUAAUGAAAACCCCAAAGAAAACGACGAUUUUGAUAUAUUACUUCAAGCUUUAGAAUAA
Molecule: messenger RNA, 447 nt
Organism: Plasmodium berghei ANKA
Lineage: Eukaryota; Apicomplexa; Aconoidasida; Haemosporida; Plasmodiidae
Product: CCAAT-binding transcription factor, putative
Exons: 1
Coding region: 1-447 (148 amino acids)
Biological process (GO): leading strand elongation; heterochromatin formation; DNA damage response
Cellular component (GO): epsilon DNA polymerase complex; CHRAC
Molecular function (GO): chromatin DNA binding; protein heterodimerization activity
Source: RefSeq, a predicted model, not a curated record